AUGAAGUGUGUCUCAAAAAGCAAAACUAUUGCUCGAGUGGAUAAUGGAUUAAUUUCCCAAUACAAUGCUGAAAUCAAUUAUAGGAAGAAUGUACUCAAAAGGAUUGUUGCUGUGGUGAAGUUUUUGGCUUCAAGAAGACUUGGAUUUCGUGGUGAUGAUGAAAUGUUGGGAUCUCAAAAUAACGGUAAUUAUUUGGGAUGCUUAGAAUUAAUAAGCGAGUUUCAUCCUUUUCUAGCUGAUCAUAUACAAAACUACGGAAAUCGUGGAAAAGGAAGUACAUCAUAUUUUUCUGCAAAUAUUUGCAAAGAAUUUAUUAAUAUAAUAGGAAAAAAAAUGUUAACAACGAUUAUUAGUGAAAUAAACGCAGCAAAAUACUACUCAAUAAGCGUCGAUUCCACACCAGACCUGUCUCAUGUAGACCAACUCACUUUUAUUGUACGGUUUGUUAAAGACGGAAAGCCUAUUGAGAGAUUUUUGCUAUUUUUGCCUAUCGAAGAGCAUAAAGCGCAAUACAUGGCAGAUACGGUUUUAAACUUUUUGGAAAACCUUAAAAUUCCAAUAAAAAUUGUCGUGGGCAGAAUUACGACAACUCCGCAAAUAUGGCAGGAAAGUAUUCUGGUCUACAGGCAAGAAUUAAAGAGCAAUGUAAAUUUGCAAUUUUCGUCCCAUGUGCAGCACAUUCGUUGA
Molecule: messenger RNA, 687 nt
Organism: Sipha flava (yellow sugarcane aphid)
Lineage: Eukaryota; Metazoa; Arthropoda; Insecta; Hemiptera; Aphididae
Product: zinc finger MYM-type protein 1-like
Exons: 1
Coding region: 1-687 (228 amino acids)
Source: RefSeq, a predicted model, not a curated record